AAGUAACUGUUAUUGUAAAAACGACGAACGACUCUGACAUCUGUAGAAAUAAAGUUUGUCUGCCACAGUUAAAAAAGUAUCGUCUGUCCAAGUGACAACAUGAUCGAUAACAUUUUUAAGAAAAACGAAUUUUAUGAAAUGACGGAAAUACCUGUGUUUUCACAAUUGCAAUAUGGAGUAAGGUAUAAAAUGGUCGAGUUAUCUUUUGCAAUCGUCAGUAUUCCCAAGUAUAAGGAAACAUGAAGAUUACUAUCAUUUUGCUGGCAAUUACCGUAUCCUGUGCAGUCGCUUUUCCUAGCGGUUUGAGCGACCUUGUAGGUAGUGUACCUAUUCUACGUGGUAUAUUUGGUGGCGGCGAUCAGAAGAAUCACGGCAAUAAUUGUAAUCAUGGCAAAGGUGGUAUCGACAAGCAUAAUUCACAGGUAUGUAUGUUUAAACAGUUCUUUCUAUCGAUAGGAGCUAUUUGGAGUGGAGGAGCAAGAGGCCAUGGAGGAGGAACUAAUGGAUAUAGUGGAGGAGGUAAUAAUGGAGCAGGAAAUACUGAAGGAGGUGGUAAUGGAGCAGGAUGUACUGGAAGAAAUGAUAACAAAGUAGGAAAUGCUGGAGCAGGAAGUACCGGGGCAGGAAAUGCUGGUGGUUCAGGUAAAACAAUUAGCAAUACCAUAUUGAAUGCAAAUGGCAUUGCUUCGAACAUAAUUAAAACUUGGUCCGGCAAAAAUGGAGCAUUAACAAGUGCUGCUUCUUCGGCUAUCGCGAAAGGUGGUGCGGGGAAGGCUGGCUCCAGCGCGGCAGCGACUGCAAAUGCUGCAGCAUCGUCAGUAUCACGCAGUAAUUCCGGUGGUAAAAAAUCAACGGACGACAACGAUGACGAUACAAAAUCAGGAAAGAAUAAUGAUAGUAACGGAAAAUCCGAAUCUUCAGCGAACGCUCAAGGAAACGCCGCGGCGGAAUCGGAAAGCAAUGGUAGAGGAAGAAACAGUAAGUCCAAUGCAGCAGCGAAUGCAAAUGCUAAUGCCGCAGCGGAAUCACGAAACAAAAACCACGGUAAAGGAUCGGACAAUUCAGAAGGAGAUGCGGAAGAAGACGGAUCAAAGGAUGCUGGAAAAGGAAAAUCGAAUGCGUCAGCGAAAGCAGGGAGCAACGCUGAGUCAAACAGCAACGAUAAUAAAGGUUCGUCAAGCGCGUCCGCGGACGCAAACGCGAACGCAUCUUCGAAAUCAGGUAAGAAUGGUAAAUUCGGAGAGAAUUCCUCGGGAGCUUCCGCGAAUGCAAACGCUGACGCAUCUGCGGAAUCGGGCAAGAAGGAUAAAUCUGGAAAUGGAUCGUCGAAUGCAUCGGCCGAUGCAAACGCCGAGGCAUCUACGAAGUCGGGCAAGAAGGGUAAAUCCGGGAAGGGUUCGUCAAACGCGUCGGCGAGCGCGGAAGCUGAGACAUCAGCUGAAUCGGAAGGUAAAAGUGGAUCGGGAAAGGGUUCAUCAAAAACAUCGGCAAACGCAAACGCAAAUGCUGAAGCAUCCGCGCAGUCAAAGAAGAAUGGUAAAUCCGGAAAAGAUUCGUCAAAUGCGUCAGCGGACGCAGACGCCGAAGCGUCUGCAGGAUCGGACGGAAAAAAUGGCUCCGGAAAAGGUUCGUCAAAUGCAUCAGCGAGUGGAGAUGCCGAAGCAUCCGCUGACUCGGAGAAGAAGGGUAAAGGAUCCGGAAAAGGAUCGUCGGAUGCAUCGGCCAAUGCAGACGCAAAUGCUGCUGCGGAAUCAGAGAGCGACGAUAAAUCCGGGAAAGGAUCAUCGAGUGCGUCAGCUAACGCGAACGCUUCUGCGAAAUCCGAAGGAAAAGGAAAAUCCGGAGGAAAGGGAAAAUCUGGAGCUUCGUCGGACGCUUCAGCGGCUGCGAGCGCUAACGCAUCUGCGGAAUCCGCAGGCAAAAAUGAAGGAAAGAGCACCUCGAGUGCCUCGUCCAACGCCAAAUCCUCUGCAUCUGGCUCGAAAGAUGACGAUUCUAAUGAUACAGCAGCGAGCGCGUUAGCGAAUGCGAAUUCUGCAGUAUCCGCAAUAGGAGAUAAAGUUAGUGCACUUGCGGGAAGUGCUGCGAAUGCAAAAACAGGUUUCAUAAAGUAA
Messenger RNA from Formica exsecta, 2114 nucleotides. RefSeq names its product autotransporter adhesin BpaC-like. Bases 240 to 2114 code for a protein of 624 amino acids. The record is from RefSeq and is a predicted model, not a curated record. The transcript has 4 exons. Lineage: Eukaryota; Metazoa; Arthropoda; Insecta; Hymenoptera; Formicidae.